AUCAUGACCGGAGCCGAAGGCAGCCGCUUAACCGGCUGAGCCACCCAGGCGCCCAAUAAAGUAAAAUCUUCAAACAAACAAACAAAACAAAAAACCAACAAACUAAACUAAAAUGUUCAAGAUCAGUUCAGUUCCCCCCCCUUCCCCCGCCACGGCCCCCAAGGCUUGUCUUCCUCGCGGACGUCCAGGUGAGCGCCGGCAGGGGGCUGAAGUAGUACCAGCAACCGAGCACCUUUGUUGCACGCCUACUCCUGGACCGACCCGCGCCCUCCCUCUGUCGUUCUCCCCAAGUCCCCGUCCGGCACAUCUGGAGCGGGACUCUCCCUCCCGCCCGGCGCGCCCCUGCCCAUUCGGGGGGAGCCCGCGGCGGAGGUCCGGGAGCGCCCGCCCCGCCUGCCCGCGGGGCCGGAGGCGGGGCCGGGCGGGGCCGGGCGGCGGGGAGGGGGUGCGGGGCUCCGAGACGACACCGCGGCCCGAGCUGCCGGCACCUGCAGCCGUCGGAUGGGUCCGCUGCCUCUGAGCCCGCCCGCAAUGCUGCGGCCGCCGCUGCUCCUUCUGCUCCUGUUGCUGUUGGGACCCGGACCCGGGCCCAGCGCUGCUUCCCAGAGGUCACAUGUGCACCGGCGUGGGCUUCUAGAACUGGCAGGGACCGUGAACUGUGUUGGCAGCCGCAGCCCCCUGUCCUACAUAAGCUAUGGCUGCUAUUGUGGUGUGGGAGGCCAUGGCCAGCCCCGCGACGCCAUCGACUGGUGCUGUCACCGGCAUGACUGCUGCUACACGCAGGCUGAGCAGGCUGGCUGCAGACCCAAGAUGGAGCGCUACCCCUGGCAGUGUGUCAAUCAGAGCAUCGUCUGCGGACCAGCGGAGAACAAAUGCCAGGAGCUCUUGUGCAAGUGUGACAAGGAGAUUGCUUACUGCUUAGCCCAGACUAAGUACGACUUAAAGUACUUAUUCUACCCCCGUCUCUUGUGUGAGAAGGACUCGCCCCAGUGUGACUGA
Molecule: messenger RNA, 999 nt
Organism: Mirounga angustirostris (Northern elephant seal)
Lineage: Eukaryota; Metazoa; Chordata; Mammalia; Carnivora; Phocidae
Product: group 10 secretory phospholipase A2-like
Exons: 4
Coding region: 502-999 (165 amino acids)
Biological process (GO): phospholipid metabolic process; lipid catabolic process; arachidonate secretion
Molecular function (GO): calcium ion binding; phospholipid binding
Source: RefSeq, a predicted model, not a curated record